GUAGUGCUGAAACCCCUUCACAUCUUUUCACAUCUUCACAUCAAAUAAACUUCGAUGCUGAGGCUUGCUACGUGAUAUUCGGCUGCAUCAGAUCCUGAAUCGAUAAAGCCAAUCCUCUCCCAAUGUCCACAAACGUGUGGGACCAAAUGGGCUACGUCCCUCCCCGGGGCCAAUGCAAUUUCAAGCAGACCAUGAUAUCCACACGAUGCCCUUGUCUACGGUUCAUGCUCCAUCCACUAAAGAGCUCUUCGAGCUACGAAUGUGAUGGGUGCAGUCACCAUGCAUCUUUUCAUUCCAUGGAGAACAAACACGAGGAUGAGGUUCGCAAGCGCUGGGAGAACGAGGCCAAAGAGAAGCAGGAGCAGGAGGAAUUCGUCGCGGAUCAUCCGCGCAAACGAACUCGCUUGAUAGAGUAUCGCAACAAAUCUAGUAGCUCGUCCAACUCCCGUUCUCUUGGUAGCCACGCACUGGUCCAAGAUGAACUGGAAGCACUUCGAGUCGAAGCGGCAAUCGAAGCUGUUGAAUCUAUCGAAGCCAUCGAAGCUUUCAAGGCUGGACCCAGUAGAACGAGACCAAAGCCGAAAAGAGGGGGUGCCAGAUCAUCCGGGACUAGAGGUGCAGCGACGCGUGCGAAAGAGAGGGUGACGGAGAUUAUCGACGAUGAGGAUGAUGGAGAUGGGCUUUACAGAUGAUCCGUCGAGCGCCUGGCGGUGUGGUCGCAGCAAUUCCUUUUAGCAUAACCGAUACCCAAGCUUCUUUGUAUACUUUUUUCUAGCAUCAGAGCCCUUAUACCUUCACCG
Molecule: messenger RNA, 800 nt
Organism: Aaosphaeria arxii CBS 175.79
Lineage: Eukaryota; Fungi; Ascomycota; Dothideomycetes; Pleosporales
Exons: 2
Coding region: 123-692 (189 amino acids)
Source: RefSeq, a predicted model, not a curated record